This is a messenger RNA of Eleginops maclovinus (Patagonian blennie), 2818 nucleotides long. RefSeq names its product kelch repeat and BTB domain-containing protein 11. Gene Ontology annotation, biological process: proteasome-mediated ubiquitin-dependent protein catabolic process; protein polyubiquitination; regulation of microtubule-based process. Bases 413 to 2029 code for a protein of 538 amino acids. Gene Ontology annotation, molecular function: protein binding. NCBI's taxonomy places the organism in Eukaryota, Metazoa, Chordata, Actinopteri, Perciformes, Eleginopidae. The transcript has 8 exons. Gene Ontology annotation, cellular component: Cul3-RING ubiquitin ligase complex. The record is from RefSeq and is a predicted model, not a curated record.
GUAGCAGAACAAACAGGAACUCUGAAGUUUUGCCUAGCGUUGCAUUGCACUUGUUUCUUUUACAAGCUGUUUCCGUUGGCAUGUUGUCUUCGGUAUUUGCUCUCAGCUGUUUCCGUACUUGUGCUUUCAAAGAGCAUGUGACAGUGAGCGUUGCAGAAGGAAAAGUAGAUGAGCCAGUGAAACAUGGACUCCACUGUUUGUUCUGUCCUCUAUUUGCCAUUGCUGUGUUUGCUUGUAAUAUUGGAAGCUUGUCUGCCCUCAUUUGGAGCUCUUACAGUCUGAAUGUGAUUGUGGCAGUGGUUGUAUGGUGCAAAGCGUAUUAAGGCCUGUGGAGUUUAAACAAAAGAAAAAGGUACAUGCUGUAUUAAAACAGUUAUAGUUGUCUUCUUUUACAUCUGACACUGUCAGUGAGAUGGAUCCUCUCACGCAAUGUGUUAUCAUAUUAAUAGAGGGAAUAAGUUUCUGGCUGAAAUAUGUUCUUACAAGACUAUGGGAAGCUUUUCCAGCAGUCAAAAACCAGAUAGUAUCCCCAGGUGUCACAGAUAGAGGAUCAUGCAAAGCAGACUCAGAGGAUUGGAAAACCAUUGAGGCACUUUGCACAUAUCACCCUAGAGAUGGAGAUGAAACCAUGGUUACAGUGCAAACCAGCACAUAUGCAUUCCAUGUGGACAUUGGGAGACUCUCCCAGUGUAGUGAGUACUUCCGAGCCUUGUCCCAAUCCAGAAUGAGGGAGACUUCAGAGAGAUUCAUCUACCUGGACCAUGUGUCCUCCUCCGUCUUCCACAAUCUCCUUGAGUUCUCCUUCCACAAUAAGUUUAAAGUCCCUCAGGAGGAGUUGGGCACACACAUCCAGGUCAGCAGCUAUCUCCUGGCUGAGGCCUUCCUCUCAAAGUGUCUGUCAGUCCUCGAACUCAGCCCAGGAAACUGUCUGUCCUACCUGGCUCUGGCUCAGGAGAUCUGCUGUGUGGAGCUGAAGAUGACGGUGUUUAUAUACCUGACUAGAAACCUGCUGGAGCUGCCUCACCUCAUAAAGUGUCUGAAGGAUCCAGAGAAGGAAGAAGUUUUUCACCUGAGGAGUACACAAGGAGACCGACGUCUGUGCAGCCUUAGGAAAGAAAACCUUCAUACAUGGAAAGACCCGGAAACUGAAUGUGCCCGACACAUCUUCACCCUCAAUGGCUCAGAGGACAGCGGUGACUGGUAUACAGUCACAGAGCUUCCUUUCACGGCUGAUAAGUGGUGUUUCACUACAGUGGUGCUGUAUAACUACCUGUAUGUAAUUGGAGGUUACCGGCAGCGUGUGAAGAGACGCUGGGAGUUCAAGAUGGCCUCCUCAAGGUAUAAUCCCUCCACUAAUAGGUGGGUUUCCACAGCUCCUAUGAUAAAGCACAGAAGGCACUUCACUGCAGUGGCCUGUGAAGGCUUUAUUUACGCUGUGGGAGGCUGGUACUUGGACUUACUGGUGACCCCAGACUCCAGCACAGCUCUUUACACAGCUGUAGAACGCUAUGAUCCCUGGGAGGACACAUGGAGGUUUGUCGCCUCACUGCCACUCAUUGACUUCCAGUUCACCAUGUCGUUGUCCUAUGAUGUGCCACUUGCCACUAGCUUCAGAGACUGUCUCUACGUGUUGGGGAGCAUCCAAAGGACUGGAGAGAAAUUACUACUGCAGUACAACACGAGGCAGGACUCCUGGUCUGAGCUGCUCCCCACGCUUGCCCGAGCAGAUGCAGACCUCCAUACUCUGUAUUUCCUGGGUGCCACUGACAGGCUGGUUAUAAUUGGUGGGAACAACUCAGAAAAUGUGGUGACAUCAUUCUGCGUACAGUCAAAGACAUGGGGACAGGUGCACAGGGCUGAGAAAGUUGCAUUUGCAGGACAGGGGACAGUUGUAGGGAACCAGGUCCUCAUACCAAGUAUAGAGCACAAUGCUGUUGCAAGGUUGGAUCUUCAAACUCUCUCGCUCAGCGUUUUUCCUCCUCUUCCCAUCUCCACCUGCUAUGAAUCUGUCUUUUAUCUUCACUUUUAAUGUUAGCUUUCUUUUUCACCUUCCUGCUCAUAUUUUAUGAAUAUUUGGAUUAAUGUUAUUGUGCUUAAGUCCCUCUCAAGCACAAAGAGAUAUUCUCCCUGGAUAGAUAAACAUUGUUUGUCUUAUCUUCUCUCUAAAAUCUCAGUCCUCCAGUUUAAAGUUAACUAGUAAGAGAAUAUUAUUGUUAAACAUAUACCUAAAUCACUGUAUUACCCUGGAUAAAAGAAAAACUAAAGAAUAUUAACCUAGUUUUAAAGACAAAGGAGUGCUCUGUGUGUACAUAUAUAUUCUGUAUGUAUAAAGGCUAUGCUGUUCUACUUUGUUUGGAAAAAAUGAAUUUGUUUUUUUAUUCAUUAAUAAAGAUUAUUUAAGAAUAAGGACCAAGAUAGGGUGUGCUAAAAAACCCAACCCAGUCUAAUAUUACAGUAUUUAUUAAUAUUUGAAGUUGUAAUGGUUGGACCAAAAACUAGUUCUGCCAAAAUACAUUUCUCUAUCUCGUCUCAAUGAAAACCAUUAACUUCCAUUUAAUGGAGGCAAAAUCGAAAUGCUUGAAUCUGCAGAUUAAAAUCUGAGAUCUGUAUGCUGUUUUUUCUAUUACACAUAAUUUUAUUAACACGCUUAAAUAAGCCCGCUGGUGGCACUUUUAUUCAUUGAAAGGAAACAUCAAAUUGCUCUCACUGCAGUAGAUUCAGUUACAUAGCACAGAGCUCAAGCCAAAUGAGGUUAGGUUUUGUCUAUGUUUGGUGUCUUGUUACAAAAAGAAAUAUGUCACGGUGAGAGAGAGGAACA